This is a messenger RNA of Polyodon spathula (Mississippi paddlefish), 1860 nucleotides long. Its product is annotated as glutamate receptor ionotropic, kainate 3-like. The coding region runs from base 1 to 1845 and encodes 614 amino acids. Gene Ontology annotation, molecular function: kainate selective glutamate receptor activity; transmitter-gated monoatomic ion channel activity involved in regulation of postsynaptic membrane potential. The record is from RefSeq and is a predicted model, not a curated record. Lineage: Eukaryota; Metazoa; Chordata; Actinopteri; Acipenseriformes; Polyodontidae. Gene Ontology annotation, biological process: modulation of chemical synaptic transmission; synaptic transmission, glutamatergic; monoatomic ion transport. The transcript has 12 exons. Gene Ontology annotation, cellular component: postsynaptic membrane; presynaptic membrane; kainate selective glutamate receptor complex.
AUGACUAAUAACUGUGCAGGAGGAAUCUUUGAACUUAUCGAAGGAGCUGGGGGUCCACUUGUAAGCGCAGAAGAGCAAGCCUUUAAAUUUGCUGUGAAUAACAUUAACAGAAAUAGGACUUUGCUACCAAAUACUACAUUAACGUAUGACAUACAAAGGAUAAAUAUCUACGAUAGCUUUGAAGCGUCAAGGAAAGCCUGUGAUCAGCUGUCCUUAGGUGUAGUUGCAAUAUUUGGGCCAUCUCACAGCUCUUCAUCUAAUGCGGUUCAGUCCAUUUGUAACGCACUGGAAGUGCCGCACAUACAAGUGCGAUGGAAACACCAUCCAAUAGACAACAGGGACACUUUCUACGCCAAUCUGUAUCCAGACUACUCCUCGCUCAGUCUGGCCAUUCUGGAUCUUGUACAGUUUUUAAAAUGGAAGACUGCAACGGUUGUUUAUGAUGACAGCACUGGUCUUAUUAGACUACAGGAACUGAUAAUGGCCCCCUCCAGGUAUAACAUCCGGUUAAAAAUACGACAGCUGCCUCUGGACGACGACGCUAGGCCCCUGUUGAAGGAGAUGAAGAGGAGUCGCGAGUUCCGCAUUAUCUUCGACUGCAGUCACACAAUGGCAGCUCAGAUUCUAAAACAGGCUUUGGCGAUGGGGAUGAUGACAGAAUACUACCACUACAUCUUUACAACUUUGGACCUUUAUGCGCUUGACUUGGAGCCGUAUCAUUACUGUGGAGUUAAUAUGACUGGGUUCCGGAUUUUGAAUACAGAAAAUCCUCAUGUAGCCUCAGUGGUGGAGAAAUGGUCUAUGGAGCGUGUUCAAGUAGCACCGAAGCCUGAAUCAGGUCUUCUAGAUGGCAUUAUGACGACAGAUGCUGCUCUUACAUACGAUGCUGUUCAUAUUGUGUCGGUUUCCUAUCAGAGAGCCCCUCAGAUGACCGUCAACUCUUUGCAGUGUCACCGGCACAAGCCCUGGAGGUUCGGUGGACGCUUUAUGAAUUUUAUCAAAGAGGCUCAAUGGGAAGGAUUAACUGGGCGGAUGGUUUUCAACAAGACCAGCGGGCUGCGGACAGAGUUUGAUUUGGAUAUCAUCAGUCUGAAGGAAGAUGGGCUGGAAAAGAUCGGAACGUGGAACCCCACAGACGGCCUGAAUGUUACCGAGGUUUCAAGGGGGAAAGGGGUGAACAUCACCGACUCGCUCUCUAACCGAUCGCUUGUUGUUACUACAAUUCUGGAGGAACCAUAUGUCAUGUUUAAGAAGUCUGACAAGGCACUUUCUGGUAAUGACCGAUUUGAGGGGUUUUGUAUUGACCUUCUGAAAGAACUGGCGCAUAUCCUCGGAUUUAUGUACGAGAUUCGACUGGUGCCUGAUGGAAAAUACGGCGCGCAGGAUGAGAAGGGACAGUGGAACGGCAUGGUGAAAGAACUAAUAGACCAUAAAGCUGACCUUGCAGUUGCUCCUCUCACUAUUUCCUCUAUCCGGGAGAAGGUUAUUGACUUUUCCAAACCAUUCAUGACUCUGGGAAUAAGCAUUCUCUACAGGAAACCGAAUGGGACGAACAAUGGUGUUUUCUCCUUUCUGAAUCCAUUCUCUCCUGAUAUCUGGAUGUACAUCCUUCUAGCAUAUCUAGGUGUCAGCUGUGUUCUCUUUGUAAUAGCCAGGUUCAGCCCUUACGAGUGGUACGAUGCCCAUCCAUGCAAUCCUGGAUCUGACAUUGUCGAGAACAACUUCACUUUGCUGAACAGUUUUUGGUUUGGCAUUGGAUCGCUUAUGCAACAAGGUAAAGCUGCCUCUGUCAUUUCUUUCAACCUGCACCCCCAGAACAUUGUGCCUGAUGGCAGUAAUGUAUAAAAAAAACAAACAAAA